This is a messenger RNA of Protopolystoma xenopodis, 363 nucleotides long. NCBI's taxonomy places the organism in Eukaryota, Metazoa, Platyhelminthes, Monogenea, Polystomatidea, Polystomatidae. The record is from the annotation of a GenBank genome assembly.
AUGCCACAGCCUUACAAUAUGGCUCCACAUGACCAACUCAGUCUGGGCAUCAGCCACAAACCGAACGUUGCUAUGACAGACUUUGCGAUCAAGUCGACCUCUGAGUGUCUGAGAGCAGACGGACUCUCACCACCACCACAGACCGUUGAUGCUGCCGGUGCGAGUCAUCCCAUUGAAUCUAGCCGGGCCGCAAGAGUGACAAAUCUCGAAAAUUCACACCUUCCUCUCGGCCUCGCCCUGUCUCCAACCCGCAACACAUCCUCACCGCGUUUUUUGAUCGUCAAGUCAGAUGACCAUUUACUUGGAAUUCAUCUAUCCACCUCGCUUCGUGGAACACCGGUUCACGUCAGUCGAGAGCACGAA